Microdochium trichocladiopsis is the source of this 1320-nucleotide messenger RNA. RefSeq lists its product as uncharacterized. Lineage: Eukaryota; Fungi; Ascomycota; Sordariomycetes; Xylariales; Microdochiaceae. The record is from RefSeq and is a predicted model, not a curated record. Gene Ontology annotation, molecular function: snoRNA binding. The coding region runs from base 1 to 1320 and encodes 439 amino acids. The transcript is spliced from 2 exons. Gene Ontology annotation, biological process: rRNA processing.
AUGGCCCCCGUCACGCGGCGGCGCACCAAGGCGCUCGAGGCCUCGCAGACAGACUCGUCCUUCGUCUCGGACGUCGACGCAGACAGCCUCGCCAACACGUCCUCGCAGAGCCAGAGAUCCCAGGAUUCAGACCCAAAGUCGGCGGCAAAGUCAGCCGGCCGCUCGAAACGGAAAUCGACCGAGGCGGCCGCGGCGGCGGAGCCGACGAGCCAGCAGCGCAAGCCAGAGACCCCCAAGCGGAAGCGCCUGGCCGUGAGGACGAGGGUGGACGAGUCGCCAAAGGGGGACCACCGCACAGUGCACAUUGAGGCGACGAUGCCCGUGUCUGACGCGCGGGCCGCCAUCGGGGCCGACGCGAACGUCGAAGAAGGGGAGAGUGGCAGCGACAAUGACGACGACGACGAUGGAGCACCCGAGCCCGAGAGCGCAACCAGACAGCUGCAGGAAGAGGCGAUACAGAAACUUGCGUCACAGUCUGCCGAGCCCGAAACUGCUAAGGCUGAAGCCACGCCCACGGCCGCGUCCAAGGGCAAGCACGUCGUUUUCGGCGACGACGACGAUGUAGACAACUUUGUGGCCGAGGCGGCAGCAGCCAAGCACGCGAAGAAAGAAACACAGCAAGAGGCCGAGGACGAGGACGAAGACGAUGACAGCGACGACGAGGCGCCCGAGGCCGUGUCCACAGCUGCCGCGGCCAAGCAGACAAAGAAGGCGGAACAGGCUGCCGCCGAUGCUGCCGAGAAACUCGCCGCCUCGCAGAAGCGGAAACGGCAGGAACGAGACGCCCUCUUCCGCGAGCAAGCCGCGGAGCGCAAGCGCGUGGCCGCCGUCAGCGCCAGCACCAGCACACGCCAGCGCGUCAGCAAGCGCGACCUCCCGGACGUGCUCCCAGCCGAGUUCCUCGAGGACUCCUCGGACUCGGACUCGGACUUCGACGCAGCGGAGGGGGAGGAGGAGGAGAAGGAGGGCGGCGGCAGGGGCGCGCAGCCGGACAGCCACCUGCGCAAGCUCAAGAAGAAGCGCAAGCUCGCCGAGGCCGAGGCGGCGGCCGCCCUGGCCGAGCAGCAGCGCAAGAAGAUCCGGUUCGACGACGUCGCCGACGCCGCGGAGCGCGCCGAGGCCGAGGCGGUCCGCGGUCGCCAGCGGCCCAGGGACGUCGUGCUGGGCAGCACGGUGUACCGCGUGCUAGCGCAGCAGGGCGACCAGCGGCUCGCGCCAAAGGUGCACAAGAACUCGCGGACGGUCAAGGAGAACCUGCUGAAGCGCAAGAGGGAAGCCUUUGCGGUCAACAAGAAGAAAGGCUUCUUUGUGAAGAAGUGA